Molecule: messenger RNA, 400 nt
Organism: Penaeus vannamei (Pacific white shrimp)
Lineage: Eukaryota; Metazoa; Arthropoda; Malacostraca; Decapoda; Penaeidae
Source: RefSeq, a predicted model, not a curated record
GAUCCUCCGGCGCAUUCCAUUGCUCACUUGUCUCCCUGUCUCGCGAACUCCAUUCAACUUCCAAAACCAAAACGACAAGAAAACCACUGACAGUCUGGCAGAUCUUCCUCUCCUAUGAGACUAACAGACACUCUUUACGCAUAGAUAAGUAACAGCACAUUACAGUUAUGAGAUGAAUACUGGAAAUUAGUGUUCAAGUGGUACACGAAGGAAGUUAUCGGCAGGAUAUGGUGUAUUAAAGAACAUCACAGAAGACCGUUAAGUCUGUGGUCAUGUCUGAUAACACAAUUGUAACGGGUCUCGGGCAUAACAUGUCUGUGAUGGCUGAAGAUGUGGAUGCGUCCAUUUUCUAUUUACCAGAACCACAGGCUGCAUCAACAGCUGCCAAUAAGACGUCAAG